Messenger RNA from Anguilla anguilla (European eel), 3041 nucleotides. RefSeq lists its product as uncharacterized. The record is from RefSeq and is a predicted model, not a curated record. The coding region runs from base 1448 to 2197 and encodes 249 amino acids. NCBI's taxonomy places the organism in Eukaryota, Metazoa, Chordata, Actinopteri, Anguilliformes, Anguillidae. The transcript is spliced from 3 exons.
AAAUACUUUUUUUUUUUAAUCCCUGAUGCUUAGGCCCGGCGGGGGGUCAAUACACUGGCGGAAACCUUGCUGUAGUGGUAACUUUCACAUUCACCAUGACAUUCACAAAAUAUCAAAAUGGCCUCAGUUUAGAGUGCUGUGGUGAAUGCGUGGGGUUUGGCAAUGCUGUGUUCAGUUAUAGUCCGAUUAUAGUCAGCAUGCUGGGAAACAAGGUUAUGAAAAGUUGUUUGCUAGUGGUUAUUUUGUUAAUACAUUGUUGAAUAUUGGUAGAUUCUGUUUCUGUUAUUACUGUCCCAAAUGUAUACAAUGUCCUUUGAUGCUAAAUGCAACCCUACAGGGUAGGGUAUUCACUGAUACACACUCUGAAAAAUAUGAGAAAAAGUGCCAGAAAACAGAAAACAAAUGCUUGUGAUUGGAGUAAUACACUAUAGGUGUGUAAAAUUACAUUUUUCUUGUAAAUAAUGCUUUUUAGUACCCAAGUAGAACAUUUUUGAACUUUCAGAGUACUUUUGGGAAAUGUGUUCCUCAAAGAACAGAAAUAUAUCCACACUGUACAUUUACUUCUGAGAGUGCAGGUGUGCUAUAUUCACUAUCACUGCUGCCCCACAGGUAGACAGAACUCACUGUUACAGGUGUGCAGUAGGGGAGAGUGGGCUCCAUUAUCACACAUUUUGUCUUUCACUCGAUUACUAAGUGACCACUUGCAUGACAAUGACAAUAUUUCGUAAUGAAAUUUUUCUGUGCCUCUUUCAACUAUUGCUGAUGUUUAUUAAACUCCGUUGGAAACAUGAAAGUUACAGUUUGACUACAAAUUAAACACCCAUUCUAACAAUGGACCCGGCGAGGUUGUUUGUUACGAUGGGUGAGAUCAAUUGUUAAAAACUUUUUUUUUAAUUAAUAAAUUAAUUCAGAGUUCAUGUUCAUGUUUCCUCCCAGUAUUGGUACAUGUGCAGUUAAUAUGAGCUCCAACCUGUUAUUUUUAUUCAAAUUACUUUGGAGUUGAUUUCAUAUGCAAGCACCUCCGAUGUUUGUCAUCCAGUCCAGUUGGAUUCAGUGUGUUGGUGGAAUUCACAGCUAAAAACAUGACAGUAGCUGAAAAAAUAACCAUGGCGCAAAAAAAAGAAAAAAAAAUUUUAAAUACGACGUUCGGUGAACAGAGCACGAAAUUGAUCCAAAGCCGGUCACUUGAAAUAGAAAGUGAAAGAGGGUAUGUAUGGGGGGUUUGCAAGGCGAUUGACUGCAUACUAGCGUAUUUCGAAUCUGCCAAAAAAACACUGCGUAACAACUGAACCCAUAUCCCAAUGGACGCCGCUCUCCCCUACUCACUGCUGCCCUGCUGCCAGAUGAUGCUUGCAUUGUGUGUUUGAAUAUUUGAGCUUCAAGAAAGUCCACAGCACGUAACACAGCUGAGCCCUGCAUACUGUAUACGUUACAGGUAAAGUCAAACAUGGAGAUCCGGACAGCCCUGUUCUUUUGGCUCCUUCUAAGUAGCUCUGCAGCGACUAAAUUAGUGCAGCUGAGCACCAGCGAUUUGGUAGCGGAGCCCUGCCACAGUAACGUGACGCUACGCUGCAACGUCUCCAAGGAGGCGGGCCUCAAGGUGAGCAGCCUCUCCUGGAUCCGCAAGCGCGAUAAUAAGACUCUGUGCGAUAAUAAGACGGGGCUGAAGAGCCACGACGGCCACAGGAUUCGGUGUAGCUACACGCCCCCGACGCAGCUGGCACUCACCUUCACACACCUGUGGCCCACAGACCGGGGCGAUUACAUCUGCAAGCUACGGUCCAACCGGGGCAUAAAGAACAACACAUCCAAGGUGGACGUUGAAGAAUGUUACGGGAAGGUCUACACGGACUACUCGCCCUCGAAAGUAGGCUGCCAUUUCCACGGGGUCUACCCCCGGGGCGAGGUGCACUGGUUUCACCGUGGGAAAAAUGUCACCUCCGAUUCGACGGCGGCCGACCCCGGCGACCCCAACCCCAAGGGGAUGUACAACGUGUCCAGUACCCUUCGGACCGAAGGUGACCCAAACGAGUACAACUGCUCUUUGUGGAUCCCGGGCGCAAAGACCUAUCUGGCCAGCGCGCUGGUACAUGGGUCAGAGAGAGGCACGAGGCUUGCGGGCAGGGGGCAGGCUGUCUCCGUGCACAUAGUUGGAUUGGGCUGGCUCCUGAUCCUGGCCGGAGUCCUUAUCGUGUGAUGCAUACGACCAUAGAGCAAAUGCUGUCACAACGUCACCUGUUGGUAGUGUUGCGACUUACUCAAAUUACGACCAAAGUGCAACGUUGUCAUUAGUGUGUUUGUAGGGCACAUCUCGGCACCAGGUCCUUAUUGUUAUAUUUCCUGGCUGUUGUGUAUGAGUACAAUGAGUCCCAAGUUCAAAUAUUAAUGAUGCAGGAAGUGUGAUUGCUGGAUAAAGAAAGGGGUGUCGUCAAUGGACUUUGUCACCGGUAAGGUCCAGUCUUGGCAAUGUACGUAUGCAUGAGUGACAGCGCCGGGAAGCUACAUAAACGUUGUUUCAAAAUGCUCAAGCGCCACAGCAAAAUUUUGUGGAGAAUUACUGCCCUCUGGUGUCCAGAUUAUGUAAAACAUGUCGAUCGCCCUUUCCGGUGCACGACUUGGUUGGUAAACCGAUUUAAAACAUCGUGACCUCUUCUUUGUGUUUCCGCGUCUGGACUAGCAGAACAGUGACACGGCCGUCUAGUCCAUGACCACGUGUACAUGUCUAUGGUCUAUGUCUAUGGUCUAGCCCCUGCUGCCUCCAUGCCCAUGCUCUCUAAUGAACAGUGCCUCAGUACAGAAUCCGAUACGCUAUGCCGAGAUGGGUGCAUGUUUCCUAAGCCUGACACACACUUCCUGCCUUGCUACGUGUUGCCACUACAUAUAUUGUUCAGUGUGUUAUUUCCUUUCUAUAUGCAUAUGCCCUUCUUGUACAAAUGCUUAUAGUCAAUAGAAAAUUGAUUAACUACCCUUCAAUGUAAGAAGCUGGUUUAUGCUUGGACUUGAUCUGUAUGACCAUUAAAAAUAAAAGAACUUAUAAAUUA